UCAAAGCGUUGAACGCACCCCACGAACUGCACACGUUUCCAUAAGUUAAAUUUUGACUUCAUUCAAAAGCAAAUUUGUGAAGUUAAUUUAAUAAAAAGAAUUAUGUCGUCAAAGAAAUCUAAAAAGAAGGAUCGAUUUGACGAUGACGAGGAUAUCGAUGUGCCAGCGCCUGUAGCCAAAAAAUCCACUAAAAAAGGCAAAAAAGGAAAACGAGGCGAUGAUUCCAGCGAAGAUGAAUCAGUUCCCAGCAACAAGGCAAGUGAAAUCAACGAACAAGAACAGGAUCUAAAUAAGUCAAAGAAGUCGCAAAAGAAAAAUGUUGGCAACAAAAAAGGUCGAAAGGGGGCAAAUGACUCGGAUGAAGACCUUCCAGAAGUUGAGGUUCCUAAGCCUGUGAAGAAAUCUGCAAAGAAAGGAAAGAAACCAAAAGCUGAUGAUGGGUUCAGCAAAGAUGAGGAUAGUAAACUUGACGUUCUUAAUAACCUCUCCGAUGAGGAAGAUGAGGUGGUCGUUAUUGCAAAACCAGCAGCGAAAAAAUCAAAGAAAGGCAAGAAAAAGAAGAACGACUUUAGUGACGAUGACGACGACGAAUCUCUUAGUAAGCAAGCAAGUAAUCUUCCCAGUGAUAGUGAUGAAGUGGACAAUAUAAUCGUUUCCCAAAAACCUGCCCCCAAGAAAUCUUCCAAGAAGAACAAAUCGAAAAAAAAUAUUAGUGAAAAUGAUUCUUUGGAUGAAGAGAUGGACAAAGACCUUUCAGACAUUGAUAACAUUUCAGAAUCGGAACAAAUCACUGAGGAAAAACCAAAGGCAGCACAAGUAGCUAGCAAUCCUCCGGUGGAAAAAUUGGAGGAAGUUCCCGAAAUUGAACCUCUUCCAAGUGAGUCAAAGAAAGAAGACGGCGCAACCGAAGAAGGAGACGAAAUUAUUGAACAAGAAUUAAAAGACCUUAAUAUAAGUGAAAGCAAGGGAAAAAAACUAACCCACAAAGAAAAGAAGAAGCAAAAAAAGCAACAAGAAUACGAACGACAAAUGGAAUUGAUGACUCGCAAAGGUGGUCAAGGACACUCUGAUCUAGACAGUAAUUUUACAAUGUCCCAAGUUCAAAAAACAGCUGGUCAAAUGGCUCAGCUAGAGUUCGCGGUGGAUAUUAAGAUUGAAAACUUCACUAUUUCGGCUAAAGGUAAUGAUCUUUUUGUGAAUGCAAAUCUUCUAAUCGCUCAUGGCAGGCGCUAUGGUUUAGUUGGUCCCAACGGUCAUGGAAAAACUACACUUCUUCGUCACAUAGCCACCCGUGCAUUCGCCAUACCUCCCAAUAUCGAUGUUCUCUUGUGUGAGCAAGAGGUUGUUGCUGAUGAUAAAACUGCCAUCAAUACAAUUCUAGAUGCGGAUGUUAAGCGAACGCAGCUACUAGCCAAGUGCAAGCAACUGGAGGAACAAAUCGAAAAUGGUGAUAUGUCAGUUCAGGAAGAUCUAAAUGAUGUAUAUGCUGAGUUAAAAGCUACAGGGGCCUACUCUGCCGAAGCUAGGGCGCGGCGUAUUCUCGCUGGUUUAGGUUUCAGUGAGGAAAUGCAAAAUCGUGCCACGAAAAACUUCUCUGGUGGUUGGCGUAUGCGUGUGUCGCUGGCACGGGCUUUGUAUCUAGAACCUACACUUCUUAUGCUUGAUGAACCUACGAAUCAUUUGGAUUUGAAUGCUGUUAUUUGGCUGGACAACUAUUUGCAAGGAUGGAAGAAAACUCUUUUGAUAGUGUCUCACGACCAGAGUUUCUUGGACAACGUAUGCAAUGAAAUUAUUCAUUUGGAUCAGAAAAAAUUGCAGUAUUACAAAGGCAACUAUUCUAUGUUCAAAAAAAUGUACGUCCAAAAACGCCGUGAAAUGAUAAAGGAGUAUGAGAAACAAGAGAAGAGGAUAAAAGAAUUGAAAGCACAUGGUCAAUCGAAAAAAUCAGCUGAGAAGAAACAAAAGGAAACACUGACUCGCAAGCAGGAAAAGAAUAAGAAUAAGGGUUCUAAGAACGCGGAAGAAGACGAAGGUCCUCAGGAAUUAUUAGCUAGACCAAAAGAAUACAUUGUGAAAUUCCGCUUUCCAGAACCCUCUCAGUUGCAACCGCCAAUUCUUGGUUUGCACAAUGUGACCUUUAGUUAUGCGGGACAGAAGCCAUUGUUUAUCAAAGCUGAUUUUGGUAUUGAUCUGACCAGUCGUGUAGCUAUUGUCGGACCCAAUGGGGUGGGAAAAUCCACAUUCUUAAAGUUGUUGCUUGGUGAGCUGGAACCCCAAGAGGGCGAACAACGAAAGAAUCAUCGUCUUCGAGUUGGGCGCUUCGAUCAACAUUCAGGAGAACAUUUAACCGCUGAGGAAACUGCGGCUGAAUAUCUGCAGCGACUUUUUAAUCUACCGCAUGAGAAAGCACGAAAAGCGCUUGGAUCAUUUGGUUUGGUGAGUCAUGCACACAUCAUCAAAAUGAAGGAUCUGUCUGGUGGUCAAAAGGCUCGCGUAGCCUUAGCUGAAUUAUGUCUGAGUGGUCCAGAUGUUCUGAUUCUUGAUGAACCUACAAAUAAUUUAGAUAUCGAAUCCAUCGAUGCUCUAGCAGAAGCAAUCAAUGAAUAUGAAGGAGGUGUGAUCAUAGUUUCUCACGAUGAACGGUUAAUUCGAGAAACAGGUUGUACAUUGUACGUUAUUGAAGAGCAAACCAUAAACGAAAUAGAUGGAGACUUUGAUGAUUAUCGUAAGGAAGUGCUGGAUAGUUUGGGUGAAAUUGUAAACAAUCCUAGUGUGGUGGCUAAUGCGGCUGUGCUGCAGUAGUAUUUUGCAGCAAUAAAAGUGGGUAGCAAUUUAUUUUUAUAAUUUAUUCAAACAUUGAGCCUUUUUAUGAAUAAAAAACUUGUUAUUUUUGCUUAAAAUAAAAAAAAAACACUCACAAAAAGCA
Messenger RNA from Eupeodes corollae, 2926 nucleotides. RefSeq names its product ATP-binding cassette sub-family F member 1. The transcript has 2 exons. The record is from RefSeq and is a predicted model, not a curated record. Gene Ontology annotation, molecular function: ATP hydrolysis activity; ATP binding. NCBI's taxonomy places the organism in Eukaryota, Metazoa, Arthropoda, Insecta, Diptera, Syrphidae. Bases 103 to 2802 code for a protein of 899 amino acids.